AUGUACCCAAAGAAUGCCAAAGCAUUCGAAGAAGUUUCUUUGAAUGUAAGAGAGGAUUGCUGGACAUGCGAAAUCGAUUUAGAGGCAACAAGUUAUAGUCUAAGAAUACCGAAAUUAGUAGAGAAGCUUCUUUUAUUUCAAUAUACAUCGGUUCAGAAUUGUUAUAUUGAGGUUUUAUCAUGUGAGAUUGUUCGUGUUAUGGCAGAAGCUUUCAUUGGCUUGAGUGUGCAUGUUGAACUUGGUAAUGGCUCCUCGUUGGAAGGAACCGUAUCUCAUAUCGAUUCUCACACACAAUUGUUAACUCUUAAAAACGUAAAACUUUUCAACAACGGUCGCACCCAACAACUCGCUAUAUAUGGAGUAGCUGGCACAGAUAUUAAAGAUCUUCAAAUACUUGCUUCGAACCCAUUAAACCAGUCGAAUAUCUCUCAACAGCGACAAAUACAAACUCCUUAUAAUAAUGCAAUAAAUCUAGAAACUGCUAAACUACCUUCACAAAACUCCAUCUCUACUCCAAAUAAUGCUACGAAAUACGAAACGAUUCAAAACCAACUGCACUCCUCUAGCCUAUUAUCGAGGUCGCCUUUUACAGAUCCUGCAAUUAUUUCGCCAAUUCAUUCUCAACAAACUUUAUCUGGCUCACGAACACCCUCAAAAACAACUCAAACGGGCUCAACAAUAGAUAGUGAUUCUAAAGGUGAUGAAGAGGAACUUAUGAAAACAUCUAACGGUAAUCAUCACAAUGGUGGUGAAUCGAGCGGUGCCGAAUCUGGAAGUUUGACAUACGAUCAAAAAAAGGCAACAAGAAGGAGAAAGAAUCAUAAUACAAACGGACAUUAUCAAAGUUCACGAACGCCUCAAUCUCCUGCAAGACGGUCCAGACGUGGCCGUAGACAAACUCAUGAGUGGGCUGGAGGAGAUGUUAACGAUUUUAAAUCGAAAGACUUUGAUUUUCAAGGCAACUUAGACUUAUUUGAUAAAGAAAAAGUAUUUGCAGAAAUUAGAGAACUGGACUCCACAGCGCCAGAAAAUCUUCUUGUCAAUAUCAAUCGUAAUCCAAAUUUUCGUACAAAUGGUCGUAAUGGUGGCUCUCAAUUAAAUCAGGCUACGUUACCCAAGCUAGCAUCUCAUGAGAACAAGAAAAAAGCUAAUGGCGUUGGCGAUCAUAGGAAAGUUAAAAUAAGGACAUUAACUGGUGUUUCGUGUCCUACUGUUCAACCUGUUCAAAUGGUUGAAGUUGAAAGGAUUGCUGCGACAGAAACUGGUCCGAAUGAAGAUCAAAUGAUUGAAAAUGCCGGUAGGGGAGCUUCUAUGAUGUGCCUACAGGCACUUGGUGGAUCACGGCGCAUACAACCACAUAACCAUAAUGCUGCUCCAUUAGUUGUGAUACUUGCUGGUAAUAAUAAAACUGGUGCAUAUGGUCUUGCUACCGCCCGGCAUUUAGCAAAUCAUGGGUGCCAUGUGAUUGCAUGCGUUGUCGGAAAAGAUAAAGACUUACUCAAAAGUGUUGUCUAUCAACAAAAGAUUCUACAUCCAACUGGUGGAAGAUCUGUUAAAGCUGUGUCAGAACUGCCACAACAAUUCACCAACCCUGUUGAUCUUAUUGUCGACGCCCUACUAGGCUAUCAAUUCACUUUAAGAGAUAUAGUUGAUGAAUAUGAAAAACACUUGAUAUGCGAAUUGAUUGAUUGGGCUAACGUUAAUAAAGCGCCUGUUCUAAGUUUAGAUAUGCCAAGUGGUGUGAAUGGAAAUACAGGUAAUCCUAGUAAUCCCGUUCAUUAUAUUCAUCCCAAAUGGACGUUGUGUCUUGGUGCGCCUAAAAGUGGGUGUAAAUCCCGUGCUGUUACUGGUGAACUAUUUUUAGCUGAUAUCGGUAUUCCACGAGUUUGUUGGAAAAAAAUCGGAGUUAAAGGGUGGG
This is a messenger RNA of Dentiscutata heterogama, 1918 nucleotides long. Lineage: Eukaryota; Fungi; Glomeromycota; Glomeromycetes; Diversisporales; Gigasporaceae. The record is from the annotation of a GenBank genome assembly.